Molecule: messenger RNA, 1746 nt
Organism: Musa acuminata AAA Group (dessert banana)
Lineage: Eukaryota; Viridiplantae; Streptophyta; Magnoliopsida; Zingiberales; Musaceae
Product: probable galacturonosyltransferase-like 3
Exons: 1
Coding region: 73-1098 (341 amino acids)
Cellular component (GO): Golgi apparatus
Molecular function (GO): glycosyltransferase activity
Source: RefSeq, a predicted model, not a curated record
UCCCUCCAUUCGCCCGAUCUCAUCCCCCCCACCCUUCUUCCUCCUCUCCGCUUCUCCCCAGCGUCGCCGCCAAUGGCUCUUUCUCCCUUUGUCGCGGCGGUGGGGAUCCUGUUCGUCGCGACCUUCUCCUUCGGGUGGGCAUUGCCGGCCACUUCGGAGCUGCCCCGCUUCCGCGAGGCCCCGGCGUUCCGUAACGGGCCCAGCUGCGUCUCCGCCCCCACCAUUCACAUCGCCGUGACCCUCGAUGCCGCCUACCUCCGCGGCUCCCUUGCUGGCGUGCUCUCCAUCCUCCGCCACUCCUCCUGUCCGGAAUCUAUAACAUUCCACUUCCUCGCCACCCGACCCCGCCGCUUCCGCCCCGCCGUGGCCGCCUCCUUCCCCUCCCUCACCUUCGACGUCUACCGCUUCGACCCCGCCCUCGUCCGCGGCCUUAUCUCCUCCUCUGUCCGCCGUGCCCUCGACCAGCCCCUCAACUACGCCCGCAUCUACCUCGCCGACAUCCUCCCCCGCUCCGUCCGCCGGGUCAUCUACUUCGACUCUGACCUGGUCGUCGUCGACGAUGUCGCCCGCCUCUGGGCCACCGACCUCGCCCCGGACCACGUCCUCGCCGCCCCUGAGUACUGCCACGCCAACUUCACCUCCUACUUCACUGACCGGUUCUGGUCCGACCCGGUCUUCCCCCGCUCCCUCUCCGGCCGUCGCCGCCCCCCCUGCUACUUCAACACCGGCGUCAUGGUCAUGGACCUCGACCGGUGGCGAGCCGGGGGUUACACCCGAAAGCUCGAGGGCUGGAUGGAGGUGCAGAAGCGGGAGGCAAGGAUCUACGAGCUGGGCUCGCUGCCGCCGUUUCUGCUGGUCUUCGCCGGCGAGGUCAAGGGGGUGGAGCAUCGGUGGAACCAGCACGGCCUAGGCGGGGACAACGUGGAGGGCCUGUGCCGGGACCUUCACCCGGGCCCCGUGAGCCUGCUCCACUGGAGCGGCAAGGGGAAGCCGUGGCUCCGCCUCGACGCCGGCCGCCCGUGCCCUCUCGACGCACUCUGGGCGCCCUACGACCUUCUCCGCCGUGACGGCCACGACGACCUCUUCACCGACAUCUAAGUCCGCCCUCACCCUCCGGCGGCGGCGAUGGCUAACCAUUUCGAUCGCAUCGACCCGCGGCUGUCGCGGUCAUUGAUCGAGUCCCGUAAACUCCUCGUGUGGUGCUGCACCCACGCGGGACCCACCGGCUGGAAUCGGUCAGCCUAUGGGCGCCGGUGGUAGAGCUGAUGACGUGGGGACCGAACAGCUGGCAGUGGGCCCCGCGACGCGUGAAAAGGACAGUGUCACAUCCCUUGGGUUCUGCUUCGAACAAAAACAUUUUUUAUUAUUAUUAGAAAGGAAAAGGUUCGGCGGUGGUGACAGUUUUGACCGCUCUUCGACACAUCGCACUUUGGUGGUGAUCGGCAACAGCCGUGAGGAUUGAAUGGCGUUCUGAGAGGAUGCGCGGGCGCUCGUGAGAUUGUUGUUCUUGUGUGCGCGAGUGAGAGAGAGGGAGGGAGAGAUGGUUAUUGGAGUCAAAUCUCUCCCAUUUUAGUGAUCGAGUAAACAUUCUUCUGCUGACUGCUUGUAGACGUGAAUCCAAAUUAGCUUCCCACGGUUGGUGGGAUUCUUCCUUGCUUCCAUGACAAGGAUGGAGUGAGAGACAUUGUUUACCCUCUUUUCUUACAUGAAUCACGGCACCCAAAUUUGGCGGAGCAUUUUACGGCA